AUGGCUCUCUCGCUUAGUGAUCCUGCGCGUGAAUGGCUUAAUAAGUUGAUGAAUAAAGAUGCCCAAUAUAGGGAUAUGGCGUCUAAAAUAGGCUACAGUCGGAAUGACAUACCCACUGUCAGCGGAGUCCUUGACUCCGACUAUGCCGUUUCUGGGAUCAAUGUGGGUGGGCGACUCGAAUUUGAAAAAACAACGGCCAUUCCGUCGGAACUCCAGGAGCGAUUGGGUAGUGUGAGGCAGUGCUGCCGCAUGGGAAUAUUUCCGCAAUGUCGGAAAGCUUGGCUUACAGUCGAUGCAGAAUUCUUUCUUUGGAAUUUUGAAGACGGGCAAGACUUGGCUUUCUAUGACGGCUGCCAAGAUGUUAUCAUCUCUGUCUCUUUACUGCGUCCUAAGUUGGGCAUCUUACCUUCCGCCAUUGAGUACCUACUAGCAUUAGCAACGCCGUCUAAUCUUAUCGUUUUGGGAGUCACCUAUGACUACACUACUUCCCAAAAUAAUUAUUACUGCAAUGGAGUCUUUAAUGUGCUGCCUACUCCACUCUAUAUGAUAUUCGCUGGAAGCAAUUACAUCACUUGCAUGGAAAGCACUUCUAACGGGCGGCUCUUCAUGGGGAAUCGAGAGGGCGAUCUCUUGGAGUUUGUGUAUAAGCCUAUUCCAACAUUGGACGACAAUAUGUCCGCUCACACAUCUUGUUCCGACGAAUUCUGCUCUAUUGUCAACCAUACCGCGUCCUCGCUAAACUACUUCCUUCCCACCAUUCUCACUAGCGGAUUUCGUCCUUCAGGUGCUAUUGUGCGAAUUUCUGUGGAUUCAAGGCGCGGAUUUCUGUGGACGUUGUCAGCUAAUUCUCACCUAGCCGUCUAUCGAUACGACAUUCCUGGCAGCAAAGCUGCCGCCAACCACCUCUCCAAACUCUCAAGUCUCACUGUCUCCGAUUUGGCUUAUCGAGCUGCAUCGGUUGUUCGGUCGGUAGAUCGAAGCCACUUUUCCAGGAUCAUAUCAAUCUAUGCAUUGUCUGACGAGGCUGGUCCGAUUCAGAUGAUGGCAGUCACCGCGUCUGGCAUUCGCAUCUACUUUGCUGAGGGCCUCCGCAUUGCCCAUGUCCGUCUGCCUCCGCUUGCUCUGCUGGACCCUAGCAUUCCAGAUACUUCGAUGCUGCCCCAACAACAGCAGCAGCAACAUCAGCAACAACUCCCUUUUCAACCGUUUGCCCUCGGUGACGUCAAAUUGGUGGCGGAGACGCGAGGCACAGUCAUUUUUGCCUCGACUCUGCCAAAAUCAGCUACCGAUGACUCGCCGCCAGAGAGGAUAAACACGCUGACCCUCAGUGUGAUCUCCCCGGACCCAUUUCCGUGGUCGCCUUGUCUGUCAGAGAUAGUGACCACCUCUUUGAAGGUUGAAUCCCCCUGGGCGCUAACAGUGCUACCUUCUAACGAUAAUAGCGAUACUGUUGGCAUCCCCAACGCCCUUCUCGCUGUCUCCUCGUCCAGUUUUAAUAAGAAAGGCAUUGAGUUGCCUCAUGAAUCGUCGGGUUUUUCUCAAACCGACCCUCAACAAACAGGAUUUGGUGGCGUAACGCUUUGUGCGCAGCCACAACAGCAUCCGCCGCCAUCGCAACCGCCGUUUCCAAAGGGCUCUCCACCAGUGAUGUUGACGCAGCAUCUGGAUCCAAAUUACCGCCGUGUGUUAGUCAUCACCGCCCACGGCAUCGUACACCUCCGUUUGCCCUCUCCGCUCCAGCGACUGCGUGAGUUUCUCCUCACUUCUGGUGCCGUUCCUUUCACCACCGAUGCCACCGUCUCCUUGGAUUCCGCAGAUAGGAACUUUUUGAGCACUUUUCUGCAUCAGUUUGGUCCGGAGGAGUCUAUCUGCGCCGCCAUCGCCAUUGCAGCCUCUGAGCAGGGCAAAACAGAUGUAGUCGCUCAGGCCGAAAGAGCGGUGGUAUAUUUCGCCGCGGAGGCUGCGCGCUUCUGGCAACCCCCGGUCCUCUGUCACGGUGCGGCUUCAGCCACAGCACCGGCAUUAGGAGCUGUGGCGGCGAUGGGAGCAAUGACAUCACUGCCAGAUUUGGGAAUGAUGGGUUCAUUAGGCCAGCAGGAGGCGAUGGCUGACACCUUUCUAGUGCUCGGUGCCUCCCUCUUCCUCUCACGAGUGGCACGACCUCUUUGGCGUGCUCCGAUGCUCGCGGUUGCUGACCAGACUGCGCUCGGCUUUUCCUCCGCUAGUCAUAGGCCCGACAGCGUGUCUGGUGGUUUGACUAGCUUCUUCUAUACCUUCGUCUCUACCGCCAUCGCUAAGGCCACUGCCUCCGCCAGCGCCGUCGCCAAAGAUUCUCUCAUUAUAACUUCGCGCUUAAAUUCGGAUGACCUUGAAUGGAUUCUGCACCAGCUGCGCUACCUUAAAGCCCUCCUUGAGUCGUCCAGCCAGAAGGCGUCGAUAUCAUCGACAUCCUCCUUCCUUAAUGGACGUCGAAGUGGUCCGACUGAGUCCACCCUCUCGCCUCUCGCACGUCUUACACAGGACCUCUGCCUCCUCCUAUCCUCUUUUAUUGAAUUUACCGGUCUCUGGCAGAUCAUUAGUCAACACAACGUUCACGCUAUCACCAGUCAGCUCAGUGAAGAACAACGCACGGACCUUAUCAGUCUACCCGUGGAGGCCUUCGUGUGCUGGAUGCCCCGCACAGCAGCCGCACCAUCUCCCACUACCUCCACCAUUCCUGACAUCCGCUCGGCACUUAUCACCGCUCUGAUUGAGUACUACAUCUCAGGCCAAUGUCUAACGGCCUCCGUGGAAGCACUUUGUGCUCGUCUGCGCAGCGUCUGUCCCAACCUCUUCGGCAACGAGGACGCACUCUGUGCUCGCGCGGAGGAACUCUUGAUGCGCGCUGCGUCACUAACCACUUCGGGGGAGCACCGAGACGAGCUUAUUGCAGAAGCUGUGGAUCUCCUGCACUCCGCGGGGCCUUCACUCAACAUUGCGGCGGCCGUGAACAAACUCGUUACCACGGUAGGUGGGUGGGGUGCCGCCAUCAGUCUCUGCCUCUCUAUCGCCCGACAACGUGAUCCUCUUGACGUGACAUUGGCGUGUCUGCGGGAAUCGCGCCAACCGGCGGCGGAGGCUUCGGCGUCGUUACUCCUUGCAAAGUCCGCGAGUGCUACUCCUCGGACGGAGGUGGAGGUGGUGGAGAGUCGGUACGAUGCGUACCGUGUGGCUCUGGGCUGUCUCAGUAGCCUUCUCGAGAUGGCUUGCCUCCCCGCCUCUGCUUCGCGUAUCCCGGAGUCGGAGCUGGAGACGCAGGCGGAGCCGCCUGGCGGUGUGUUACAGAGUAUCGGUGUCAACCCUACAAAGGAAGUUGUUCGGCGCACUCUUUUAGCCAUUCUAAAGUUCAUCUUUAAAUUGGAUGACAUGGUGGCACACUUUGAGGUGAUUGCGUGGCUCCUAUCGAAUGGUUUGUUGGAGCAGGUUGUGGAGCUGAACUCGCCUUACUUGGAAGUGUACCUUCAGUCGCAUCUGUGUCAGACGCCCAAUGACGUGGCACUGCGUCGUCUCCUCUGGCGUCAGUUGGAGGCCCGCGGCGCUCGUCGAGAGGCCGCGCAGGUCCUUGAACACCUCGCCACCACUGCCGGCGCCGGUGAGGGCCUCACUCUCGAGGACCGUCUUGACUACCUCGCUCGUGCCAUUGUCGCUAUCAAGGCUCUUCCCCAGUCACAGCUGGUGGAAACCUCGGAAUACCUUGCUGACUUACAGGACCGUCUGGAAGUUGCAGAGUUGCAGCGCCAGUUGUGUAUCGAGCUGGCGGCCACAAGCACCAGUGCCGCAGUCUCUACUAGCACGACCUUCUCUCACUCGAAGGCAGAGCAAGCUCUCACCGAACUCACCCGGGGUCCCCUCCUUCCCGCUUCCGAGCUUUUCGCCUGCUACGCCGACCCCUUCGAACUUCACGAGUCAAAGCUCUUGCUAUUGCAUUUCGCCGGCGAAGCAGUAAGUUCACUCUCCGCUUAUUUCGGAACCCAACGCCCAUUUACCUUUUCUCCUUCCCAGGAUGUCGAUCUCGUGGAGGCCAUCUGGACUUCUCUUUUGCACCGUCUGCUCCUUUGUGGCGAUAGUGAUUCGCAUUUAAAUUCACCUGUUCAGACUCGUCGAAAGCGUCUCUCCACAAACCGAAAGACAGCUCGUGGCCUAGAGCUAACCCUUUCCACCUGCCUCAGUCGACUCUAUAUGCGUCUUGCGGUGGCUACAGUGAAUCUCUCGCUCAAUGCGGCAGUUUCCACCACGACUGUGCCUCUCUAUGCACCCCAUUCCGCUGAUUAUACCUUUUUUCCACUUGUGAUCAUCUCCACGCUAGAACGCUAUGCCAUUCAACAAUCACUGCCCUCUAGCUGGGUCCCUUCUAUCUUCGCCUCGGCGAAGAUACCCUCUGAUCCUGAAAUCGUUGAGGCCUAUAACAUCAUUCUUUGUAGGAAGAAUUCCUUUUGGAUGCAAGAUUGCGUUCGUUCACGCCUGAUGGAGGCCAUCUACACAUUCAUUACCGACUUUAUUGAAAACGCCAAUCGCCUGCCACUGAGGCGGAGGCAAUUGCAGAGUACCCGGAUGCUGGAUCACCUGACCACACACCUGGUGGAGCUGCAUGCAGAGCCCAAAACGAGCAGCGGUGACCUUGGUUGUGGGGCUCAAGGUCUGCACCAGCAGCACCUGGGGCUUGUGGAAAAGCUACUAGGACUCAGGCGGCAGCUCGAUCGAAUAGUCUCGGCAGCCAGUCAGCAGUAA
Messenger RNA from Echinococcus granulosus, 4767 nucleotides. Its product is annotated as Nuclear pore complex protein Nup155. Gene Ontology annotation, molecular function: structural constituent of nuclear pore. The record is from RefSeq and is a predicted model, not a curated record. The coding region runs from base 1 to 4767 and encodes 1588 amino acids. Gene Ontology annotation, biological process: RNA export from nucleus; protein import into nucleus; protein localization to nuclear inner membrane. The transcript is spliced from 16 exons. NCBI's taxonomy places the organism in Eukaryota, Metazoa, Platyhelminthes, Cestoda, Cyclophyllidea, Taeniidae. Gene Ontology annotation, cellular component: nuclear pore; nuclear pore inner ring.